Gryllus bimaculatus (two-spotted cricket) is the source of this 4732-nucleotide messenger RNA. The record is from the annotation of a GenBank genome assembly. Lineage: Eukaryota; Metazoa; Arthropoda; Insecta; Orthoptera; Gryllidae.
UCCAGCCUGGACGACCACCUCAGAGCAGGCGCCUCUCACUACACCUGCUGCGCACGAGCGACACCCACCCACGGCGAAACCUCGCCGGUUCAAUUGCACGCCUCCGGCCAUAGAACAGUUCCCGCGCCCGCUGAUGGGACCUGGCGCCCGCAAGUCCGGAGGCCUCAUCCUGCACAUUUUAGUCGCAGUCUACACUUUUCUUGGGCUAGCCAUUGUUUGUGACGACUAUUUCGUUUCGUCUCUGGAUCGAAUUUGUGAAGAGCUAAAACUUACUCCAGACGUUGCUGGUGCAACUUUUAUGGCAGCCGGUUCCUCAGCGCCCGAAUUGGCAACUGUAGUUAUCGGCGUGUUUUUCGCCAAAGAUGACAUUGGAGUCAGUGGAGUAAUUGGUUCAGCAGUUUUCAACAUAAUGUUUGUAAUAUCUGUAUGCGCACUCUGCGCUGGAACUGUCUCAUAUCUCAACUGGUGGCCACUGGUGCGAGACUGCUUCUGUUACGCUGUAUCUAUUCUCAUAAUGCUAGGUGUCAUCUUUGACAAUUACAUUUCAUGGCCAGAAGCCCUUUUCAUGAUUUUGAUGUACAUAGCAUACUGUAUUGCGCUACAUUUCAAUCCUCAACUUGAACGGUGGGCACAAACCCUUCCUGUGCCAUGUCGUCAGCCCGCCCCGGAAGAAGAGUCUGCUUUAGUUUCCUACAAGCACUUAGAAGAAGAUAGAAGCAGACGUCCCAGUUACACUAGCCCAGUAUCUGAAAAAGCUCUGAAUUUCAGCACUGAUCAAGGAAUGGCUCCUCUUCCUGGAACAGAAAAAGAUGUAAACCCUAUUUCAUCACAACCAACAGUUGCAUCUUCUCAGUUUCCUCAUCAACCCAGUGGAAAUGCGCCUCCUGCAGUUGAAUAUUAUAAAUCAAAAGACACUAGUGGUCAAGAGGAGACAUCUCCACUAGUUAUGCCUACUGAAGGUGGUCUUUGGGCUCAAAUUUCAUGGGGUGUUACAGUACCAAUUCAUGCAUGCUGCAGAGCAACCAUACCAGAUUGAAGCACUCUGGGCAUUCCAGACACUGUAAUGGGAUUAACUUUUGUAGCCGCUGGAGUAAGCGUACCCGAUGCUCUGUCCAGCUUAGCUGUAGUGAAGGAAGGUUAUGGUGACAUGGCGGUUUCCAAUGCAGUGGGAAGCAAUGUUUUCGAUAUCUUAAUUUGCUUGGGACUUCCGUGGUUCAUUCAGACUGCUAUUAUUAAACCAGGAAGUCAUGUCAAUGUAUACAGCAAAGGUCUCACAUAUUCAACAUUAUCACUGUUGUCAACAGUUGUUUUCCUUGUGGUGGCAACACAUCUUAAUGGUUGGAAAUUGGAUAAGAAAUAUGGAGUAAUCUUGAUGGUAUGGUAUCUGUUGUUCAUUACUUUUGCUAGUUUGUAUGAAUUGAAUAUUUUUGGAAAGCUAAACCCUCCUGAAUGUGUCAGCCACUAUUAAAAGCCAAAAACACAUGUGACAGGGCAACUUUACUGUAGUUUAGCCAAGUCUAAUGUUGAUAAUAUAACAUUGCUGAUUUAUCUCAAAUAUAGAGACAUGGUUUAAUUACCAUGCAUUAACCAAUAUAACUGCACUUCAUAUCCAAUAUUGUUUCUAAUUUAGCAUUAAGAAAACAAUAUUUAACUUCAAAAAAGUUAUAUCAAACUGCCUCAUAUUUUGAAAAAUGUGAAAUAUAUAUUGAUAUAAAUUCUGUUUAGUCUACCUGAUAAAAAAUGAAUGCAGUAUGUUAAAAGUAAGUGUUGUUAUAGUUAAUAUUGAAUGUUAAAAUCCACAGGACUGUAAAAUUGUUAUUUGGUAUAGAGCCCAUACCUGUAGAUGCAGUUCAAAAUAAUAAGUUAAACAUAAUCGCAAAUUGUGUGUGUUAAUUAUGUGAAGUGGUUAACAAUACUACAACUUCAAAUGUGAUAGAAUGGCAGCAUGAAUUUAGUACUUCAUACACACGUUAUGAAUCAAACCAUUAUUUUGUUCCUUUCUUUUCAUUUUAUUUAUUCUUUGUUCUAAAUAUUCCUUAAGCAUAAAGACAGUCUUUUUCCAAAUCUUGUAAAUUUAAUAAAAAGUCAUGUUUUUUAAGAAAUUUUUUUUCUGUACAUUAAACAGUAUAUAAAAUCAACAGUUUUUAAAAGCAAUUAGAUCAGAUGAGAAAAUAUGAAGAUUCAAAUAACCACAUGUUGUUAUUGUUCUAAAUAAAAACAUAUGGUUAUUUGAAUUUUCAUGAAACCAUCUUGAAUAUGAAUGCAUCUGUACUCCUAUGUUUUUUUCUUAAUGCGUAAUUCGUGUUUGUUUCUUAAUUCAUAAUUCUCAAAUUCAGAAUCUUUGCGAAAAGUUUGUGCAGAACAAACAUUUUAUUUUAGUGAUGGGAUUUUUAAUGAAUAAAUACAAACAAAUUUGCAAAAUUAUGUUUUUGAUUCAAGAAUGCUUCUGAUUAUAUUAAAAUAAUGAUAGAAUUAUUUUGACAUUUUUUAAUAAAUGACUUUGUGUUCAAAUACCUCAAAAAUAGGAGUUGCGAAACUAUUUCAUUACUUUAUUUAUCAGACUUUUCUUUUUCUCUCCUUUCAUAACACAAUAUUUUUAUUUAUUAAUUUUUUUCAUCACUUCACCCCAAUUGCAAGGAUAAGUAUAGUGAAGUCUUAAAGACUGAAAUUAAUAAUAUAUCUCCUUAUUUAUAGAAAGAAUAUUAUAUUAUUGAUACAUAGGAUAUAUCAACAAAUAUUUCUUUUAACCCAGCUUUUUUGCCUAAUGUGAAAGAUAGGACUACGAUGGAGUGUAAGGGAUAUAUCCGCGUUUUGAAGCGUACUGGAGAAAAUGGAUCACGUUGUCCGGUUAUGGGCAAGUGCAUUAUUGGAACCGCUUUGAAUUGUGACAUGAGGAUUAAUUUAAAGGGUGUAGCCAGUGAACAUUGCAAGAUAUUUGUUGAUAACGCUGGCCGAGGUAUCAUAGAAAAUCUAACAGGACAGUGUCCAACAUUAUUGAAUGGUGCAACCUUAAGAUUGGGCCAAAAGGAAAAGCUAGGACAUGGUGACUUGUUUACAGUGUCUGAUAGAACAUUUAGGUGGGAAUAUCUGGCCUCUUCGCCGUUUUGUGUUCAGGGAUCACAAAGUUUUGAAUUGGCAUCGUCAGAAAGCUCUGCACCAAAGAAGACAGUGUCUGUACCAUUUGCAUCGCUGCAUCACACUCCUUCUACUAAUCGUAUUGCCGUUGUUACACCAGUGAGAAGAGAGGACAGUACCCCAAUUGAAAAUAAAAUUGAGAAGCUCAAGAAAUCUUCUAUUCCAAUUAAGAAAUUCUACAGGCAUAGCAUCCAGGGUUCAGAGAAGAUCUUCAAGAAGAAAUCUGCAUCGAGGAGAUCUUGUGCUCCUAAUUUGGUUGCUACUACAGUGGUGAAUAAACUUCAGUCUGGCUCUCCGGCUGUAACUCCUCAAUCGCAUUCAACUGCGAGGAAAUCGAGAGUGUUUGAAAUUGUGCAAGAGAUGGAUGUUGUGCCUAGCAAAGAAAUCAAAAAGUCUUCUCGGAAAUCUGUUUUACGAAAUUCCUCUGCAAAAGGGAAGAAAAGCAUUGGGAAGAAAUCAUUUGUUCAGUUACCUGAAGUACCUCGCACUCCAUCUAGGAAGUCCAUUAAAGGGCAGUUGGUGGUGGAAUCAGUGGAAGUCGGUCCUGAAUCUCAAAGUUCAGGGGAAAAAAGUACUAAGAAGGGAAGGAAGUCCAUAAAGAAUGUUAGCAAUUCCAACAGCGAAGCAGCUGAUAAAACGCUCUUACAAAGGACUCCAAAAGUUGAUUCUGAAGGUGCAGAUAAAAAGACGGUUUUCAAAUCACGUUUAAAAACUCCUAAGAAGAGAGUUCUAGAAACUCCUGGGUCUAUACAACAGAAUGCAAAAAGAAUGAAACUGACCCCUAAUGUGGAAAGCAAUGAACGUCAGCAGUCUCAAUCUACCCGUGGAAAGUCUUCUGCCACAAAAGCUGUGAAGAGACCAUUGUUUUCAGAAAUGGUUAAGAAGAAUGCAAAUAUCAUUCGUAAAAGAACCAUUCUUGUUCAAAAUGCUGGGAAGCCUGUGCAAAUGAAGGUAGUGCGUACAAAAUUGCAGCCACCCUCGUCUGUUCCUGCAAGAUUAAAAAUGAAUUCAACUGGUCAUGCAGAAUCACCAGAGACUAUUGUAAUUCGAAAAAAAAUUGGUACUCCUCGAAGUACUUUGAAAAGAAAAUCCUUUUCUUCGAAGGGAAAUAGAAAAUCUCUACAUAAUACACUUGAAGAAAAGCAGACUCCAGUUAAGACCAUCCCAUCUAAAAACAAAACUCCUAAAAGGGUGAGUAGAACAUCUGGAGAAAACACUCCUCCCAGAACACAGUUCUUGAAAGAGAAUACUCUACAAGGAACACCUAGUCCAGAAAGAACUUCAAAAGGGUCAAAAAGGCCCUCUGUAAGUGUUCUUGUAUCCUCUGUUAAACAUACACCUUUAAAGAAAAGAUCCUCUGCCAGCAAGCAAACCUUGAAGAAAUUCAUAGGGUCUGAUGGAGUUGUUCAAAAUGGAAGAACUGCUACCCCCAAGGGCCAACCAACUCCAUUACAAAAAACUGUUACCCCUAAGUUAAAACCAACACCCCUAAGAAAAGCUGCUACUCCUAAAGAGAAAUCAACACCCCAACAAAAAGCUGCUACUCCUAAGGACAAACCAACACUCAACGAAGAGCUGCUUACCCCUAAGGACAAAC